ACUAACUUUGUAGUUCAGCUUCAAGGACCGCGGGGACAUUCUGCUGGCGACACGGCCAGGCCAGAGCCCGGGGUGGAGAAGAGAGGGCACCGUGCAGAAGCCAUCGCCCCCUGCAGAGCCGCCAGCGUGUCGGGAUGAAAGGAGCCGCGACCCCAGACUCCGGUUUGACCGCCCGGCUCACCCUCCCGGGCCUGCUUCUCAUCACCACCCUGCUGCUCCUGGCCCUGUGCCUCCUCACCCAGCGCACCAGGAGGCCUCGUGAACCUCCCUUGAUAAAAGGUUGGCUUCCUUACCUUGGCAUUACCCUGAAGGUCCUAAAGGAUCCAUUAGCUUUCAUGAAAACUCUUCAAAGGAAAUAUGGUGAUACCUUCACUGUGCUGCUUUCGGGGAAGUAUGUUACGUUUGUUCUGAACCCUUUCCAGUACCAUCUCCUAACGAAAAACUCCAAACAAUUAAGUUUCGGGACGUUCAGCAGAAAGUUAUCAGCAAAAGCAUUCUCCAUCAAGAGGCUGCCAACUGAUGAUGACCUUAAUGAAGACAUUCACAGAGCUUACCUGCUUUUACAAGGCAAAGCUUUGGACAAUCUCUUGGGAAGCAUGAUCCAAGAAUUAAAAGAAAUACUUGAGCCCCAGCUACUAAAAAGCACAGACUGGAAAACGACAAGACUGUUUCCAUUCUGUAGCUCACUGGCGUUUGAGGUCACGUUUACAACUGUAUAUGGAAAAGUUCUUGCUGGUGACAGGAAAAAAAUUAUCAGUGAACUAAGAGAUGAUUUUUUAAAAUUUGAUGACAUGUUCCCAUACUUAAUAUCUGAUAUACCCAUUCAGCUUCUAAGAAGUGCGAAAUCUAUGCAGAAGAAACUUAUAAAAUGCUUCUCAUCAGAAAAACUAGCUCAGAUGCAUGGAUGGUCAGAAAUUGUUCGGGAAAGGCAAGAUCUACUGGAGAAACACUAUAGGCGUGAAGACUUUGAAAUAGGAGCACAUCAUCUUGGCUUUCUCUGGGCCUCCAUGGCAAACACCAUUCCAACUAUGUUCUGGGCAAUGUAUUAUCUUCUUCAGCACCCAGAAGCCAUGGAAGCAUUGCGUGAAGAAAUUGACAGCUUCCUGCAGUCAACAGGUCAAAAGAAAGGGCCUGGACUUUCCAUCCACUUCACCAGAGAACAGUUGGACAGCUUGGUCUGCCUGGAAAGCACCAUCCUCGAGGUCCUGCGGCUGUGUUCCUACUCCACCAUCAUUCGGGAAGUGCAAGAGGAUAUGAAUUUCAACUCAGAGACUAGCAGCUACUGUCUACGGAAGGGAGACUUUGUAGCCAUCUUUCCUCCCAUCCUACACACUGACCCAGAAGUCUUUGAAUCUCCAGAGGAAUUUAGGUUUAAUCGAUUCAUAGAAGAUGGCAAGAAGAAAACAACCUUUCUCAAAGAUGGGAAAAAGCUGAAGUACUGCAUUCUGCCAUUUGGAGUCGGGGCCAGCAAAUGUCCAGGCCGAUAUUUUGCAGUUAAUGAAAUAAAGCUACUGUUGGUUAUGAUUUUAACUUAUUUUGAUUUAGAAAUAAUUGACAAGAAGCCUCUAAGAUUAAAGUACAACCGUUUGUUUUUCGGUAUUCAGCAUCCCGAUUCUGAUGUCUCAUUUAGGUUCAAGGCAAAAUCUUGCCAAAGCUGAAAGGGUGGCAAAGAAGUUUAUCAGAGUGGAGCUACAUGUGCUGAGCUCCAUGGUUUGUGGGAGUCCUGCAAAUGUGACUACUAUGCUUGUCUGUUUGAAAAUGGCAAAUUUAUAUUUGAUCCGAGAUCAAUUCAGUUUGUUCUUGGUGACAAAACCUAUCAUAAAAUAAAGCAGGGCAGUGGCAUAAAAAAAAAAAAAAAUGUCAUGGCAAUCAUUUCAGGAUAAGUUCAAAGUAACAAUUUCAACUUUGUACUUACUGCAGUUUUUUUUAAUUAUCAUUUGUUGUAAAUGUGCUUUUUCAGUAAUAAAUUUAGCCCUGGAUGAUGUUUUUUAAGUUACUGAAAUCCUCUAAUAUGAUUUUAUGUUCUGCCAGAAAAGUGUGCCAUUGGCCAGUCUAACAAUUUCCAAGUUCUCAGAGGAAAAGGAAAUUAAAUCCCACAAGUUACACUGUAUGAAAAUGUUCCCUUCAAGCAGAGUAUCAAUAAUGUCCUAUCACCAUGUUACCUUUGCAUUAAAUGAGUUUUGCAAUAGAUUAAAUGUUCCAACUUCCCUUCAAUAUUUAAUCAUUCAUAAAUGCUCUUAAUAACUUUGUAUUGUAUAGCUCAAUAUAACAAAAUGUCUUGUUAUGUAAGACCUCUCAUGUUCAAGUUAGAUAGUGUUAAAAAUUAAUAUAUAAGAAAACACAAAGGCUAUUACAUAUUCAGCAAUUGCCUUAGACAUUAGUAUUAGGUUUAUUAUGGAGGGAAAUGUUGAAGUCAUUGUAGCAUUGAUCGUAGUAUUGGUCUUUAGUAUAAAUUGUGUUAUUCUAAUACUGCAACGAACCCUUUUCUAAAUGUUUCCAUUUAUAUAAACUGGGAAAUUAGAUAGUAUUAUUUAUCUACAACCUUGUGGACUUGUAGGUUAGUUUAUUAUUUUGGACUAGCACAUUAAACUAGACCAAAUACUUUCAUAUGACACAAUCCAGCCUGUAUCAAUGAUUAAAAGAUUUCUACUAUCAAAUUUCCCAGUGAUUGACAUUUGGCAUAAAUGGAGAUACAAAAUGCAAACUCACAAGGCAAAUAAUUAAGCCAGAUUAAUUCAUGCUGCAUUAAUUAGAAAUUCUAAUGCUUUGGGAAUUUUCUAUUGGUUUUACAAAGGAAAUUGAUUUAAAAUAUCACUCUGAAAUACCUAUCAUACUAGGUAAAUACAACAUGGUAGCAUUUCUUUUCUUCUUUCUAGAGCAUAUGCUCAUUGAAUGGUGCUUGCAUGAAGGUCUACUGGCAUGAAUUCUGCUUUUGCUUGAUUGAGGUUGUCUUUAUUUUCAAUUUCUUUCCUUUAUUAAAAAAAUGCCAAAUGACCAUUUAUAACUAUAUAAAUUCACAGAAUUCAAAGUGAGGUUAUGGCUUAUGAAAAUGAUGUGGAAUGAUUAGACCAACCCAAAUGAUAAAAUAUACUCAGAUACUUAACACCUGUUAUAAGAACAUUUGAGGUAUUCAUUCUAUUAGCAUCUUUUAGGAUACAGUGCUCUCUUGUUAACUGUAUUCACAAGGCAAUGUGCUAAAACCUUUCCCAUAUCCCCCAGGAAGACCAUAUUCCUCUUGGCUGAGAUUUUUUUUACUUUUUGAUCAUUUCUCCCACACUUCCCCAGCCUCCAUAAUCACCACUUCAUUCUGUGCUUUGGUAAGUUUAAUUAUUGAAUUUCAUAUAUUCUAUUUUUUACUUGCUAUGACAAGAACAUUGUGUCAACAGUAACUUGUGAAGAAAAGAAUUUAUCAGGGGUCACACAUCCAAAUUACAAUCCAUUGUUGCAGUCAAAUCAAGGCCAGAACUCAAGGUAGGAACCUGGUACAGAAACCACAAAGAAAUGCUGCAUACUAGCUUGCUCACUGGCUCAUUCUUAACUAGCUUUCUUAUUAGCCUAAGUCUAUCAGCCCAGAAAAUGGUAUAGUCCAUAGGACCUGGACCCUGCCACAUUAAUCAUUAAGGCAACCUUUCAUAGACAUGACCUCAGGCAUCUGAUGAAGGCGAAUCUUCAGUUGAGGUUCCCUCUUCCUAGAUACUCUAUAUUGAACCAAGGUGAAAUUAAAUUAAAGCAAAUACACGAGGUAGAGUACCUGGUAUUAGUCUAUCUCUGCUUGGUUCUACUUCACUUAAUGUUCUCUAAAUCUCUCUAUGUUGAAUCAAAUAACAGAAUUUAUUUUUUAAGGCCAAGCAAUAUUCCCUCAUAUGUAUAUACCACAUUUUCUCUAUUCCAAGACUAUCUCUGACCACCCCUACCUCCUCCAUACAAUUUCCAUGACAUCCUUCAUUUUCCUGAAAACAAAGGACAUGUGUGGUGUCCUAUCCUCAGGCCCAUCUGACCCUCUUCCUUCUGAGAGUGUCUCUGGUUGAUUUGGAGCCACCAACUUGUCAGCUUUCAAAUUUUCCAUUUCAUGUAAUUUCUAAGUUCAGUGACUAAAUUUCUCAGUUGAUAAUUCUUCGUUCUUCCUUUCUACCUGGUCAUAUUUUGUAAAUCUUAUUCCUCUAGUGUACCUUCACUGUCUCUUUAACUAUAGUCAGCAUGGUUUAUAUUCUGCACCUGGCAUCUCAAACCCUCUCUUGUUUUAUGGGUCUGAUUCUGUAGACCCCCUUUCCACCAAUGCUUCUGAUGGCUUAACUACUGAGCCUCUGUUCCUUGUAAUUUUACUUCUGAAAAAUGUUUCUGACCUGGGUUUAAUGUUCAUUCCUCAAUGUAUAACUUGUGUUUGGUUUUUGUCUUACUGUUUACGUUUCUGUCUAAUCCAUAUUACUAGGAAUGCUCAUCUGGAAUAUUUGGGAGGGGACAUGGUACACUGCUAAGUAACUGAAUUCCAGCCUUAAAUGAAACACUGUGAUUAAGGGUGUUUGGUUUUGUUCGGGGUGUUUGCUACAGCUUUGUCGUGUGUUUGCUUGCUUACUUGUUUGUUUGUAAGAUAGGGCCACAUUAUGUAGCAAUGAUACACUUACAAAGGUUUGUCUGUCUCUGCCUCCUGGGUGCUGGAUUAAAACUUAAAACCCAUGAUCAGAAACAGGCAGGUGAGUCAUUUGAUUGCUUCUUUGUUUCAACCAGACAUAGAUUAAGACAUGCAAAUAUGUCUAAUCCUGCACUGUAGAGCAAUGUUUCUAGUCCACCCACCAAGUAUGUUGGCUCUGAAAAUUACUGACUUUGUGCAGAAGUCUUGGAUUUUAUACACACACAUAUACACAUACAUACAUGCAUGCUUAUGCCAUGUUGAGCCCUAGACUUUCUCUCCUAAAUGCCACAAAAUACAGUCUAUUUCAUUUGUAUUAGGAUAUGGAGUCUGCCUUAAUAUCUGAAUGGAGAUCCUCCAUAUUGUAAAAUUCAACAAGCACUAUACUUUCAUGCUAUUGCAACAGAGAAAACCACAAGAAAUUACUGCAUCCUAACUUCUGCUUAAUAUAUACUUAAAAGUGUAUGUACAAAUUUUAAAGAAAUAAAAAGAAAGGUUGAAGAACUAUUAUAUGAAAUAAUUAAAAAGAAGCAAGAAACAUACCUGCAACCUUAGCUUUUGGGAGGCUGAGGUAGUAGGAGCCUAAAUUCUUAGACUAAAGUGAAACCCUGUUAUUUACCCAAAAAAAAGAAAGGAAAAGGAAUGAAGGAAGGAAGGAAGGAAGGAA
Messenger RNA from Onychomys torridus (southern grasshopper mouse), 5294 nucleotides. RefSeq names its product cytochrome P450 7B1. The transcript has 6 exons. Bases 135 to 1658 code for a protein of 507 amino acids. Gene Ontology annotation, biological process: cholesterol homeostasis; bile acid biosynthetic process. Lineage: Eukaryota; Metazoa; Chordata; Mammalia; Rodentia; Cricetidae. The record is from RefSeq and is a predicted model, not a curated record. Gene Ontology annotation, molecular function: steroid hydroxylase activity; oxidoreductase activity, acting on paired donors, with incorporation or reduction of molecular oxygen; iron ion binding.